AUGCAAUUUGAUCAUGUCUAUUUUAAGCCCCAGCCCAAGGGCAAGACAAACUCAUCUGGUCAAAUUAAAGUUUCUCCAAAUGUGUUAAGCAAAAAUAAAACUGUACGAAGUGUUCUGAAAGUGACUGAAAAUGGCAGUAAUGUGAAAAAUGUGCAAGUUGUUAUUACCUCCGACUUACCUGAUGUACAGUUUGUGAAAGACUGCAAUUCAGUAUCACAGACUAACCAGUCAGACUCUUUUGAAACCAUUAAUGUUGAUGAUUAUGACAGCGACAUGUUAAACAAUUUGAACUUUGACCUUUUGGAUGACCUCGAAAACAUCUUGAAAGCUGAUACGGAAGGUUUGACCUGCCCUAAAGAUAGUUAUUUUCAGUCUCAAACAGGUGACAAUGGACUCGUUUUAAACGAAAGUAAUUCUCGAGGACAGAAGAGGAAAGUGAAUGAGAUUGAAGCAAUUGUUGACACUCUUACAUGUGAUGUUCCUGAGAAGGCAUUGUCAGUAGAUUCGGACUACAUUAGUGAUGUUCCUUCUCCAUACAGUACUGGUUCCCCAUAUAGCGUACAUGAUUCUGGGUCACCUUUAACUGACACAAACAUUGAAUCACCUCUAGCCGGCAGUGUUUGGGAGGAAUCGUUCACGGAGCUAUUUCCUGAUCUUAUGUAA
Molecule: messenger RNA, 663 nt
Organism: Mercenaria mercenaria
Lineage: Eukaryota; Metazoa; Mollusca; Bivalvia; Venerida; Veneridae
Exons: 1
Coding region: 1-663 (220 amino acids)
Source: RefSeq, a predicted model, not a curated record